Messenger RNA from Paramuricea clavata, 1753 nucleotides. NCBI's taxonomy places the organism in Eukaryota, Metazoa, Cnidaria, Anthozoa, Malacalcyonacea, Plexauridae. The record is from the annotation of a GenBank genome assembly.
AUGGAUAUGGACGAGGAGGGUUCUUUGCUGUUUUGUGAAGAUGAUGGGGCGUUUUGUUCGGCUUUUGAAGACGAUUUUGAGCAAACUCUUGCUAUGCUCGAUAUGGAUGUUGACGAAGUGAUGAUUGAGGUUGAAAAUUCUCAUGAAGAGGUGAGUUAAAAUAUCAAAAACAAAGUAAACCAUGCCUUUUCAAUAACCGAACUUAUAAUCAAACUUAAACCUUCAUCUCUAGGUCGAAGGAAACAAGCAAUUUCCUUGCAAGUUUUGCGAGAAAAUUUGCAAGUCAAAGGGUGGUCGAACCGUAGGGGAAAGUUCAACUUCGUCUUCUACCAGAGACGUCGUAAUUACGAUGGAUAAAACCAGGGAUAUCAUCCGAGAUAUUGGUCGCUAUUUAAUGGACGAGAAGCUUUACAAACCAGAGCAAGCUGGAGAAGUUUUUAAGCUGGAACCAAGUGAGUCCUUUGUGAAAUUUUUGAACGACCUCCUUCUGAAACUCAAAAGAAAGAAGAGCAAAGACAAGUUUCUGAAAGAGUUUUAUGGCAACACAAACACUCAUUGGCAUGAGUAUUUCCAUCCUUAUCCGGACAAGAAGAUGGUGUUUUUAAUGCUCAUUCAUCUCCCAGAGCGUUUGUUGAUAUGCAUUGAGCAAGACAAGGGACCAUCUGACUCUGAGGUAAUUGUUUUCUGACAUAGCCAGUUUUAUAUUUAUCACAAAGCUAUACACACACACCUAUAAAAGAAUACAAAGCUUCUCAAAGGGCCUUUGCUCAAAACGUCGAGAGGCUUUCAGCCAUUCUAUUUAAUGUCCACCAACCCCCUAUUGAUGAUUUUUCUGAAGGGUGACUCCAAAGGCAUUUCUGAUGUGAGGGGAAAUUUCUGUUGGGUGUUUUGUGUUGACACUUUGAUCUUUUUUCUUAAAAGGGUUAAAAUUUUACUGACUUCAUCCAUAGGGGCGCUGUGGAUUUUAAAUGGAAUGGCCCUUUGUAUAUAGGCAUGCAUGUUUAUACUCAUUAACCAUUUGUGUCGGCAGUUAACCGAUCAGCUGGCAAUAGCAUUUUACUCUGGGUACUGCCAGAAAGUGGGUUAAAAAUACAACUACUAACUGGGGGCACUAACCAUGUCCAUUUCAAGGUAGCAUCUCACUUAUUGUCUUUUUGCGUACUUAUUUUAGGAGGAGGAGGUUUCUUUAUCGCCACAAGAGCAUGGGCCAUUGGCCUAUUUGGCAGGCUAUGUUAUAAGGUCUUUGUACCAAAAAAGCAAGAAUUGUUCCCGGUACCAAAAAAGCAAGAAUUGUUCCCGGUGGCAGUCCCAAAGAAACAAAGAAAUUCAAGCAUUAAUGUAUUCAAUGCGAACUGCAACAGAGGACAAUGAGUAUAUAUUAUCUUUAUCAAGAGGUGGCCUGUGGUCACCUCAUUCAUGGCUUGUUAGUCUUAUGGAAGUUAGUGAAUUAGUUUUUAGGAAGCACACAAAUAAAGACAAGGUCACUCGUCUACCAGUAGACAAAAUAGUGAAUGAAGUUUUGGCUUCUUCCCUUCUGAAAAGCUUGUGGUGCAAUAUUAUUGCAAAUUGUGAUGUGGAAAUCACUAAAGAAUGUCAGUCCCUGUGUUUAGAAAAUAUUGUAAAGUUGUACGUUACUGUUAGGUGUUUCUCAUUUGCCAAAGAUAUUGUAAACAAUUAUAAAUUAAGUGAAGGUGUUAAGCAAAAGAAAGCUUUACGGAAAGACUUGAAGAAAGCUAGUAGUGAACUGGAAUAA